This is a messenger RNA of Myotis davidii, 2806 nucleotides long. RefSeq names its product kelch like family member 22 (gene KLHL22). Gene Ontology annotation, biological process: positive regulation of TORC1 signaling; proteasome-mediated ubiquitin-dependent protein catabolic process; cell division. Bases 299 to 2200 code for a protein of 633 amino acids. Gene Ontology annotation, molecular function: protein binding. The record is from RefSeq and is a predicted model, not a curated record. The transcript has 6 exons. NCBI's taxonomy places the organism in Eukaryota, Metazoa, Chordata, Mammalia, Chiroptera, Vespertilionidae. Gene Ontology annotation, cellular component: Cul3-RING ubiquitin ligase complex; cytosol; mitotic spindle.
AACCCUUGUCUUACAGUGAUACUGAAGGAGACAGAGUGGAAUAAAGACGCUUGGCAAUGAAGGGACACAGGUUAUCAGAAAGAAGUCCUAAGUUUUGCCAAUUGGUGGGAGGGGAGAGGGAAUUAGAGUGUUUGAGACCACAGGGAAAGCACGGGUAAGCUGCGGGGAGAAACAGGUACUGCUGGGAGCAGAGCUGGCCAGUCGUAUAUGGUGUGGUGUUGCCUCCCUUACUCAUUCCCGAUUCCCUCUCUCUUAUCAGCUGACGGCCAAGGUGGUAAGGUCUGCUGUGGUGGUCAGAAUGGCAGAGGAGCAGGAGUUCACCCAGCUGUGCAAGUUGCCCACGCAGCCCUCACACACACACUGUGUCAACAACACCUACCGAAGCGCACAGCAUUCCCAGGCCCUGCUCCGGGGGCUACUGGCUCUUCGGGACAGCGGCAUCCUCUUCGAUGUAGUCCUGGUGGUGGAGGGGAGACACAUUGAAGCCCAUCGCAUCCUGCUGGCUGCAUCCUGUGAUUACUUCAGAGGAAUGUUUGCUGGGGGAUUGAAGGAAAUGGAACAGGAAGAGGUCCUAAUCCACGGUGUGUCCUACAAUGCCAUGUGCCAAAUCCUGCACUUCAUAUACACUUCCGAGCUGGAGCUCAGCCUGAGCAAUGUCCAGGAGACGCUGGUUGCCGCCUGCCAGCUUCAGAUCCCAGAAAUCAUCCACUUCUGCUGUGAUUUCCUCGUGUCCUGGGUGGAUGAGGAGAACAUCCUUGAUGUCUACCGGCUGGCAGAGCUAUUUGACUUGAGCCGUCUGACCAAGCAGCUGGACACCUACAUCCUCAAAAACUUUGUGGCCUUCUCAAGGACUGACAAGUACCGCCAGCUUCCUCUGGAGAAGGUCUACUCCCUCCUCAGCAGCAACCGCCUGGAGGUCUCCUGCGAGACCGAGGUGUAUGAGGGUGCCCUGCUCUACCAUUACACCCUGGAGCAGGUGCAAGCAGACCAGAUCUCAUUGCAAGAACCCCCCAAGCUCCUUGAGACAGUGCGAUUUCCCCUAAUGGAACCCGAGGUCCUCCAGCGGCUGCAUGACAAGCUGGACCCCAGCCCACUAAGGGACACAGUGGCCAAUGCUCUCAUGUAUCACCAAAACGAGAGCCUGCAGCCCAGCCUACAGAGCCCACAGACAGAGCUGCGGUCAGACUUCCAGUGUGUUGUGGGUUUUGGGGGCAUUCACUCCACACCAUCCACGGUCCUCAGUGACCAGGCCAAGUACCUGAACCCCCUGCUGGGAGAGUGGAAGCACUUCACCGCCUCCCUGGCCCCCCGGAUGUCCAACCAGGGCAUCGCAGUGCUCAACAACUUUGUGUAUCUGAUUGGAGGGGACAACAAUGUGCAGGGAUUCCGCGCUGAGUCCCGAUGCUGGAGGUAUGACCCGCGGCACAACCGCUGGUUCCAGAUCCAGUCCCUGCAGCAGGAGCACGCCGACCUGUGUGUGUGUGUCGUGGGCGGGUUCAUCUACGCAGUGGCGGGCCGGGACUACCACACUGACCUGAGUGCUGUGGAACGCUAUGACCCUGCCACCAACACCUGGGCCUAUGUGGCCCCGCUCAAGAGGGAGGUGUAUGCCCAUGCUGGCGCCACACUGGAGGGGAAGAUGUACAUUACCUGCGGCCGCAGAGGGGAGGACUACCUAAGGGAGACACACUGCUAUGACCCAGACAGCAACACCUGGCAAGCUCUGGCGGAUGGGCCUGUGCGGCGGGCCUGGCACGGCAUGGCCACCCUCCUGGACAAGCUGUAUGUGAUCGGGGGCAGCAACAAUGAUACUGGCAACAGGAGGGAUGUGCACCAGGUGGCCUGCUACAGCUGCACAUCCGGGCAGUGGUCAUCUGUCUGCCCGCUCCCAGCGGGGCAUGGUGAGCCUGGCAUUGCUGUGCUGGACAACAGGAUCUAUGUGCUGGGUGGCCGCUCACACAACCGUGGCAGCCGCAUGGGCUACGUGCACAUCUAUGACGUGGAGAAGGACUGCUGGGAGGAGGGGCCCCAGCUGGACAACUCCAUCUCGGGCCUGGCGGCCUGUGUGCUCACCCUGCCCCGUUCCCUGCUCCUGGAGCCGUCCUAUGGGACCCCUGACCCGCAGGCCGACCCGGACUUCGCCUCGGAGGUGAUGAGUGUGUCUGACUGGGAGGAGUUUGACAACUCCAGCGAAGAUUAGGGCUCUGGGGCUGGUGUCAACAGGAAGGGAAGGGUGGCAGGAGCUCCGAGGGCAGCCCAGGCCAGAGCACUUUACCCAGGGCAUUGAGAACCUUCCUUCUGCACCCCAGCCGGCUGGCUCUUGCCACCCUCCCUUCACAUCAGCCUAUCUGCCAGCUUGCAGCAGGUCUUUGUGGGGCUCUGUAGAUCGGCUGUGGAUCACCGUGCAGGGGGAAGUGUUCAGGAAGGCUCUGGUCCCUGAAGGGGUUUACCAGGCCUGCUGCUCCUCAGCUCCCAGGGUGUGCUGUCACCAGCUGUCUUGGCCUCCCUGGUUCUGGUCCCUGCUGGGCUGAGAAGGUGUCCUCCCAAGGGAUCUGGGCACUGGCGCCUGGGUGAGGCGGCUGAGGCGGCUGAGGUAUAUUGAACCCCCUUCUGUGGGCAAGGGUAGGGUGGGCCCCUCACCUACCCAGCAACCAAGAGGGCAAUUGAGAGCUCCCAAGGACUGGAGAAGGAGCAGAGUUGCAUAAGCUUGCUUGAGACUGGUUCUAGUGAUAAGAGGAUCCCCUACAGCUGGGCUUUUCUGACCCCAUGUUGUUGAUAAAUGAAAUAAAUCAUCUUACAAAAGGUA